AUGACGCCUGAUCCACCCGAUGAUGAUAAAUGUCAAGUAUCCAUGUGUCAUCAAACACAUUUUACUUAUUGCCCACAUUGUAAAUUAUUUGUAUGCAUAGAACAUCUUAAUGAACAUUAUUCAAAUUACAGACAGGAAUACCAAUUAUUAUUAAAUGAUGGAAAACAACAGCAGAUAUUAAAUAAACAGUUUAUAGAUGAGCUUGAAAACGAAAAAAGCAAAUUAAUCAAUUUUUUUGAUAGUGAAAAAAGAUACUAUGAUAUGAAUGAUAAAUAUUUUCAUGAUAAAACAGUACAAAUAACAGUACGACCACAAGAUUGCGCAGAUUUACGUUUGCAUAUCUUACAAUCAUCAGAAAAAAGAUUAAAAUUUAAGAAAUUUAUGCAUCAAAUAGAACAGCUGAUUAAUGACUACGAAUAUCAUCAACCAAGUGGAAUUAGCGAUGAAACUUCUAGUUCAUUAAUGCAAGUUAAGAGUGAAGAAAUAAUUCCUAGGCCUGAAAUAAAUAAAUCAUCACCAUUAGCACAAUUUUCUAUUGAUUAUGAAGAAAUCGAUGAUGAUGAACAACAACAGCAGACUACUCAUGAUCAUGCUGCGAAUAAUAAACAGGAGAUAUCCAACAUUCCAAAUGGUACAAAUUUCAGUGCAACCAAGGAGGUUAAAAAAGGUUUGACUAUAUCAAGCAACAAAGAUGUUCCUGAUGAAUCUAUUCAUUCAGAUGAAGAUAUUGUUGAAGAAGAUGAGGGUGACAAUGAUAAUCUUGGUUCUGAUCCAGAUUUCGGUAAUGAACAUCGAUCAAUUAAUAUAAAUGGACGUCGGAAAAAAGAUAAUUCAUCAACGAGACCAAUUGUAAAUCAUUUUCAAGUGAGCCUAUGUCCGUUAGCAAAUAAAUUGUAUGGCAUAGAUUUGAAUAAGCAUCCAUUACGACAUGUACCAUGCACACGUAACAAUAUAUCAUCAAUUUAUUUAUUUACACAUUUACGUGUUUUCCAUUGUCUAAGUUCAAAAGCUUCAUUGCGUCUUGUGCGUCAUAUAAUGUAUCAUGGUUGUGAACAUAACUAUGAUCUUUUUUCCCAAUCGAGAGAAUCACUUGUGAAUAUUUUACCAAAAUCUUAUCGUGGUAGUUGUCCGUUAACAAAAUUAGGAGCAUUUGGUCUCAAUAAAUAUCAUGAUAUAAGAUUAUGUGAUGAAACUCAAACAAAUGAAAAUACGGGUCUAUUAAAUCAUUUAGUUGUUUAUCAUUGUCUUUCAUAUCCAUGGGCUAAUAAAUUAUGUAAUGCAGUUCAAGCAGGCGACUCUGAUGGUAGUAAACAAAUCUUAUUUAAACCAAAUGAACCAAUAAAAGCUAAAAAAUGGUUAACAACACAGGGAAAACUAAUUCUUGCUAAACGUUAUUCAACAAUACAAAAACGAAAAAAAUUAAUAGCUAAAAAAAGGAAAAAAUAA
Messenger RNA from Rotaria socialis, 1446 nucleotides. NCBI's taxonomy places the organism in Eukaryota, Metazoa, Rotifera, Eurotatoria, Philodinida, Philodinidae. The record is from the annotation of a GenBank genome assembly.